UUCAUCUCAGAAUGGUCUACGCACAGCAAGCGGAGUCGGGCUGACUUGACAACGCAACCGUUAGCUUCGGGGUGCAGCGGCAGCGACUGAACGGCUACAAUGCCUCUGCUUCCUGAAAUGUUCAUGUUGAAAGCACCUCUACAUCACAGCGAGCUAGAAAUUUGCCAAUCCUUGUCGACACAUCAGCAACAUGGCUAUUCAUGUGCUAGACAACUACUACCUCGCGAUCACUUUCCUCAUCACGGUUGUCUAUCAGCUCUUCUUCUUUGCGAUCGCAUUUUCUUUGAAGUUUGACAAACUUACCGACUUCGCCGGCGGCACCAACUUCGUCGUACUCUCUAUUCUCACUCUUAGCCUUAGCGAGAACAGAGGCGAUGCAUGCAACACUGCUGUCUCGGUCUUCAUGAUGGUAUGGGGAGCACGUCUGAGCGGAUUCUUGCUGUUCAGAGUCCCGAAGACAGGAAAAGACGAUCGCUUUGACGACAAGAGAGUCAAAUUCUGGUCCUUCUUGGAUCUCUGGGUAUUGCAAAUGUUCUGGGUGCGGACCUGUUCUUUGCCAGUCACGAUUCUCAAUGCGCCAAACAUCACGCAAUUCCCUCAUCCUGCCUUCGGCACUGGAAGAGACAUUGCCGGUAUCAUUCUUUACUCCAUUGGCUUUCUUAUGGAGAGUGUCGCUCACCAACAAGACGGCGCGGUCUGUGACACUGGCCUGUUUGCCUUGACGAGACAUCCAAACUGCUUUGGAGAGAUGAUCAUCCAGUUUGUCAUGUUCACGAUUGCUGUAUCGCCUGCUGCAUACAAUUACGUUUCAGGUGGUGCCUACUCUGCUCUAUACGCCUCGAUUCUAGGUCCCUUCUUCUUGACCUUGCUGCUCAUGUUUGUGUCAGGCUUGACUCUACAGGAGCGGCCAGGGGCAAAGGAAAGGUAUGAGAAGGGAAACAACUGGCCGGAAUACGCGCGGUGGUUGAACAGGACGAGUAUCCUGAUUCCGUACCCACCGCAGCUAUACGAAAAGAUGCCGGUCCUUUUGAAGAGGACCAUCUUCUUUGAGUUUCCAAUAUACGUCUUCGAUCCGGCGAAGCAUGCAGAUCAAAGCAAGGUGCAAGAUAGAGGUGCGAAGGAGGGUCGUGCCGGAAGACCGAGCGAUGAGGAAGGUUUAAGGAUCUCCUAA
Molecule: messenger RNA, 1171 nt
Organism: Macroventuria anomochaeta
Lineage: Eukaryota; Fungi; Ascomycota; Dothideomycetes; Pleosporales; Didymellaceae
Product: DUF1295-domain-containing protein
Exons: 3
Coding region: 191-1171 (326 amino acids)
Cellular component (GO): membrane
Source: RefSeq, a predicted model, not a curated record